UUUAUGCGUUUAUAACAAUUUAAAUAUGACGAGAAAAGAAUUUAAACGUAAAAGGACGGAAGAUGCUGACAAAGAAAAUUUACCAGAAGUUUUGCCAGCGAAAAGAAUGUCGGACGAACCCCCGUUAAAAAAGGUAAAAUGGAUCAAUAAACAACGAGUUCUAGUUUUUGCAACUAGAGGAAUUAGUUAUGUACAACGUCAUCUUAUGGAUGACAUAAAGAAUCUUAUGCCUCAUCAUCGUCCAGAAUCUAAAAUGGAACGUACUAAAAACUUCCAAGUGAUCAAUGAAAUGUGCGAAAUGAAAAAUUGUAACAAAACAAUAUUGUUCGAAAGCAGAAGAAAAAGGGAUUUGUACAUGUGGCUUUCUAACGUUCCUACAGGACCAAGUGUAAAAUUUCUUGUUGAGAAUAUCUAUACAAUGGGAGAAUUAAAAAUGACUGGGAAUUGUCUAAAGGGAUCUCGUCCUUUGUUGUCGUUUGAUGAUAAUUUUAACACAAAGCCACAUUAUAGUCUUUUAAAAGAGUUGUUUGUUCAAAUAUUUGGCGUGCCCAAUCAUCAUCCAAAAAGUCAACCAUUUUUUGACCAUGUAUAUGCAUUCAGUGUAUUAGACAAUAGAAUAUGGUUUAGGAAUUUUCAAAUUUUGACCGAAGAUGGCGGUUUAGCUGAAAUUGGGCCAAGAUUUGUAUUAAAUCCAGUAAAAAUAUUUGCUGAAAGUUUUGGUGGUGAGAUACUUUGGAAUAAUCCAACAUAUAUCUCACCUUCUAAGUUUCGACAAUCCAUAAAUAAAAAAGCUGCUGGUAAAUACAUAAGUAAGGUAGAACAAAAAAUGUUACAAGAAAUUAAUAAGCCAAAAGAAUCAUAUUCAUUAAAUCCUAUGGACGAGAUAUUUAAAGGUGACCCAUUGGAAAAAGCAAUGGAAUUGCAAAAACACGAAUCUAAACAAAUACCGAUUAAUAAAAGUGAAAAAAAGAAAGUAAAAAAAGGUGUGAAAAAAUAUCCAGGAAAAAAGGCAAAACAAGCUAAUUCUAAACAGAAGAACAAAAAAUUGAUGAAAUAAUUACAUGU
Colletes gigas is the source of this 1065-nucleotide messenger RNA. Its product is annotated as ribosome biogenesis protein BRX1 homolog. NCBI's taxonomy places the organism in Eukaryota, Metazoa, Arthropoda, Insecta, Hymenoptera, Colletidae. The record is from RefSeq and is a predicted model, not a curated record. The coding region runs from base 26 to 1057 and encodes 343 amino acids. Gene Ontology annotation, molecular function: rRNA binding. The transcript has 4 exons. Gene Ontology annotation, biological process: ribosomal large subunit assembly; rRNA processing. Gene Ontology annotation, cellular component: nucleolus.